CCUUUUCUGAUUCUGUUCUGUUCUUCAAACUUACCAUUGUUUACCAACACAUGGCCAUGGCGAGUCACACACAACACUGGAUCGUCGAAGCCCGAAAACAACAACAACAACACACAACACUUCAGAAAUCAAGGAAUGAGAGGCUUCACUCAGUAGCAGUGUGGCUACCUACUGUUAACUAUCUUUCUCUUGAGGGAGUGGGAUGAACCACCCCUGUGUCUAGACGCAGUGUACUUGUAAAUGUAUCUUUAAGUACUGAUGCCGAGGUAGCUGUGCGACUGAUACAGGAUAACCUAUUAUUUAUGUUAUGUUAUGUUAUGUUAUGACGCGCCCUUGGCUCUCAAGAACCUAACCUAACCUAACCUAACCUAGGGAGUGGAUUUGCCUAGACCGCACCCAAUAUCAGCAUGUGCAGCGACUCGUGACGCCUCUAAUUGAAAAACGGGGCACCAACAUGAGGCAGCCUGUCAGUUCUGGGAAGCGGUUGAUGCUCACUUUAAGAUGCCUUGCAACAGGUGAGAUGCAGAAAUCCCUGGCUUACCAGUUUCCAGUAAGUCGCAACCUGGUAUGCAGGAUCAUCCCAGAGGUGUGUCAGGCGAUUUACCAAGUUUUAAAACCAACAUACCUGAAGAUGCCCAGCACCACAGAAGAAUGGCAGCAAAUUGCUAGCAAUUAUUACUGGCAAUGGCUGUUCCCAAUGUGCUUAGGGGCCCUGGAUGGUAAAAGAAUACUUAUUCAAAAACCAUCUAAUACAGGGUCUCAGUUCUAUGAUUACAAAGGUCAUUUCAGCAUGAUACUUUUAGCUCUGACUACAAACUCAUUUAUGUAGAUGUUGGAGCUUGUGGCAGGGCAAGUGAUGGAGGAGUUUGGAACAAGUGUUCUCUGAAAAGGGCUUUAGAAAUGGAAGACAAUGUCCUUAAUAUACCCCCGAGUAACAACACCCUUCCCUUUUCUGAUAAACAAUGUCCUUAUGUUCUGGUAGGAGAUGAUGCUUUUCCUCUUCAAUCCAACUUAAUGAAACCUUAUCCAGGAAGACAGUUAACUGAUGAAAAUAGAAUAUUCAAUUAUCGCCUUUCACGAGCCCGUAGAACAUCAGAAAAUGCUUUUGGAAUUAUGGCUUCACGUUUUCAAGUAUUUAGAUCACCCAUCAGAACAUCUCUUACCACAACUAAGGACAUUGCACUUGCUGAUGUCACAUUGCAUAACUACCUAAGAGUUAGCUCCAAGCAGUCGUAUGUGCCAGCAGACAUGGUAGACAGGGAGGAUGUGCAUAAUCUUAACUUCCAUCAAUGUCAGUGGCACCAGCAUCCUCCUGAGGCACUUGAAAGGCUGCCAUUGCUAGCCAGAGGCCAUACACGGGAGGCCAAGGAAGUCAGGGAUACAUUUAGAGACUAUUUUAAUAAUGAAGGUAGUGUACCCUGGCAAGAUAGGAUGUGCUUCCUACAUUAGGCUGUGUGUUUGUUGCGUAUGUGUAUAUGUACGUGUUUUAUGUAUAUAUAUGUGAACACAAGUUACAGAAAUAAAAGAUUUAAUUUUAAAAACUUUUUAUUAAAUCUAAUUAAUUAGAGACAUCCUACAAAUUAUUAGCUAUUUUGGCUUUCCUGAUGACCUCAAUUACACUAUUCAUGACCUCCAUUCCAACAUCAUGUUGAAUAAAAGAAGGGAGGCCACUAAUAAGGUCAUCGAUAAUGUAGCAAAUAUUAUUGGAGAAUGUGCGGGGUGGUGGUGGUGGCUGGGUCGUCAUCCUCAUUGCAAAUUCAAGGCUUUAUCAUAAGCCUUUGCUCUUCUGUUUCUCUUCGUACAUGGUGAUAACUUGUCAUCUAGGGAUUCUUGCACUGAAAUGCUUGAUGCCAAGCUUGUCAGCGCAGGCGAUGGAGUCUCAAAACCUCCAUCAUUGUUACUAGCAGUGUCAUUAACAGCAGCUGCAGUACCAUCUUUGUGAAAAAUGAUAUCCCCAAAGUCAUCUACGAGGACACCUUCUGCCACAGAGAUAGAAGGCUGUUCAUCUACAGUACUGAUAUCCUGUGAACAGAAAAACUGUCCAUCUGUAAGUAGUAUUUUUGAGAGGAAGGUAAAUGACUUGAAUACAUAUGUUAAUGAAAUACUAUAGAUGAUACUGAUAACAUAAAGGAAAUACUGAGUAAGCCUGCCCUAUAGUCUGUUCCAGCUAUGAAAUCCAUUCUAGGUGUGGUAGAUUCUGGAAUUCCCAUGAGUGUGGAGUUGCCUGUUCAACCAUUAGGUAUCACCUUAGAAUUAUUGUCUGCCUACCUGCCUAUCCACAAGCCUCCUCUC
This is a messenger RNA of Portunus trituberculatus (swimming crab), 2292 nucleotides long. RefSeq lists its product as uncharacterized. The transcript is spliced from 2 exons. NCBI's taxonomy places the organism in Eukaryota, Metazoa, Arthropoda, Malacostraca, Decapoda, Portunidae. Bases 455 to 829 code for a protein of 124 amino acids. The record is from RefSeq and is a predicted model, not a curated record.